Messenger RNA from Endocarpon pusillum Z07020, 423 nucleotides. RefSeq lists its product as uncharacterized. Lineage: Eukaryota; Fungi; Ascomycota; Eurotiomycetes; Verrucariales; Verrucariaceae. Gene Ontology annotation, biological process: iron ion transmembrane transport. Gene Ontology annotation, cellular component: membrane. The record is from RefSeq and is a predicted model, not a curated record. The coding region runs from base 1 to 423 and encodes 140 amino acids. The transcript has a single exon. Gene Ontology annotation, molecular function: iron ion transmembrane transporter activity.
AUGAGCUCUUCACGUUUUCCGACUGAGGAACAGUCAUCAGAACUUGGCCACUAUGCAAUGGACCGGGUUGGUGAUAUCGAGCUCGACCAACUUCUGGAAGACGAGGGUGCUUCUACACAAGAGCCUGAAAGGUCCGCAAGUGCUAUAUCACCACCGGCUAAGGUUGUGAGUGGGAUAACUCUGCGACUUUAUAUCUCUCAUUUUCUGUCUACUUGGAACUCCAGAGUCUUCGAAUUUGGUGCUGUCCUCUUCAUUGCGGAAAUAUUUCCUGGCACACUGUUGCCGGUGUCUGUUUACGCUGUUGUGCGCGCUGCUUCAGCCAUUUUGCUCUCAUCAAAGGUUGGAAGAUAUAUCGACGUCAAUGACCGACUGAAGGUGGUGAGAGGUUCAAUCGGCAAGUCCAUCAAGGAAUGUUCGCCCUAG